AGUUUUUUCUUUAGAUUUGUUAGUUUAUUCAAUGAAUAACUACUUAAGCAUACGGUUGCAAAACUAAAUAAAAUACAAAUACUUAAAAGUACAAUAAUAAAAAAAGAGUAAAAAUCAAAAGAAAUCAUAUUAAUUACAAAAAAAUUUAAAAAAAAAAGAAAUAACUAAAAAGCCGCUCAUAUCCUGUAAUUAUUAAUGAAAUUAACUAAUCGUAUUAUUCGCUCAACAAAGUGAACUCUAAUAAAAUUAUACUACUUUUUUUUAAAAAGCUAAUUUAAUUUAGUAUCAAUUAUAACAACGAAGUGUUUAAAACCAUUCAACGAAAAAUCUAUUCAAAUUAAAAUAAAAUAAUAUCUCUCUAACAUAAUGUUAAUAACCCCAGAUGCCUUUACUCUUAACUGUGUUUAAUGUGUAGAAAGUUGUAUAAUAAAACUUAAUGUUUUUAUUCAAGAAAAUCAAAAGAAGAAACCUUAACUUGUAAUUCAGCAAAGAAAUCAAAAAAAAUAAAUAAAAAAAAAACAAAAGUGAAAAUAAAUAAAAUUGAAAAAAUUAUGAAAAUAACGCCACGCAAAAGAGUGAGAUGAUUUGAAAUUUAGUUUAAUCGUCCUUUUUUUUGGUUUCUGUUCGAUUUUAUUUUUUUUUUAACGGCAAUUUUUGUUCAUCAACACAAUAAUGUUAGACCGUUAUACGAAUCUGAUGUUCUCAUUUGGAUUUGGUGUCAUACUAAUGUGGUUAACCGAAUCUACGGAAGCCAAUGUAAAUUAUACAGCAAAGCCAAGAGUGGUAUUACCGCCUAAUUAUGUCAAGGAAAUACGGCCACCUUCAAGAAAGGGCUCUCCAGUUAUCGUAGAUUUUAGUAUUUUUGUAGUAGAUAUAAAUUCAAUCAAUGUAGAGGAUAUGGACUUUCGAGUAGAUAUGUUUAUACAUCAGAAAUGGUUAGAAUCUAGAUUAGAAAUAUCCGAUGAUAUUUUCGAAGAAGGCGACGAUUAUGUAACACUACUUCCAGAAUUUUUCGAUAAUCUUUGGCAGCCGGAUCCAUAUUUUCUCAAUUCAAAAAUAGCUGAAAUUGCCACUUUAACCCACAAAUUUACCUCGGUGACUUUGUAUAAAAAUAAGACCGUACGUUAUGCAGCACGUAUGCAUGCGAUUAUAGCCUGUCAAAUGGAAUUUCAAUUAUAUCCCAUGGACAUACAAGUGUGUCCCAUAUACAUAGAAAGUUUCUCAUCAAACAAUAAAAAAGUGAAAUUACGUUGGUCCGAUUCGGGCGUUACAUUGAAUCCAGAGCUAAAACUCUUGCAAUAUAACUUGGGCCAGCCCUUAGAGCUGGAGGAGAGCGAUGGUUAUAUGCCCGAAAAGGUGGGCAACUUUUCCCGUUUAACCGUAUACUUUCGUUUCGAGCGACAAAUUGGCCAUCAUUUGAUCCAGACAUUUGCACCCUCUUCACUGGUUGUCAUGCUGUCUUGGUUUAGCUUUUGGCUGGGUCUGGAUGCCAUACCGGGCAGGGUAACAUUGCUGGUUACCUGUAUGCUAACGUUGGUGACCAUGUUUACCGGCCUGAGAGCGGAUAUACCACCUGUGGCCUAUGUUAAGGCUUUAGAUUUAUGGAUGGCGGGUUGUAUGGUGUCGGUAUUUGCGGCCUUAGCUGAAUUUGUAGUGGUUAAAGUUUUAGAUGUCCAAUAUCAAUAUCAGGUUAACAAAAUACCCAAAACGUUGCCAAUGCGCAUCAGCAACAUGGAAAAAGGUCAAUGUGCAACGGUAGCUAGCUGGGAAGGUGGAGCGGUAAGAUCACGCAAGGCCACACAAACUCCCACAACACCGGGCCAGACCUCCUUACAGGGCAAUGGUGGUCCACCCAAGCCGGCCCGGCGACAAAGUUUACUUUCGGUGGCCUGGACGGACAUAGACACCGGCGUAGAGAAGAUAAUGUGGCGUGAAAUCGACAAAGUAUCACGUGCCGUAUUUCCCAUAUUAUUUUUUGUCUUUGUCCUUUUAUACUGGCCCAUAUUGCUGAUGAAGUCAUCCUAGGAUUUAGGGAGUUCCAGAGCACAUCUGUCUGGACUCCGUUAAAAAACACUUAAAGCUUUAGUAAUGGCUUAAAUUACACACAUUAAAACAAAAACACGGCUUAAAAUGCUUAGAACGAAUAUAAACAAUAAACAUAUUUUUUAUAUAAAUUUUAAAAUAAUUUUCAAAAAA
Messenger RNA from Calliphora vicina (urban bluebottle blowfly), 2196 nucleotides. It is a transcript of the gene alka, whose product is annotated as alkaliphile. The record is from RefSeq and is a predicted model, not a curated record. The coding region runs from base 673 to 2025 and encodes 450 amino acids. The transcript has 9 exons. Gene Ontology annotation, cellular component: synapse; plasma membrane; neuron projection. Gene Ontology annotation, molecular function: chloride channel activity; transmitter-gated monoatomic ion channel activity involved in regulation of postsynaptic membrane potential; transmembrane signaling receptor activity. Gene Ontology annotation, biological process: chemical synaptic transmission; regulation of membrane potential; nervous system process. NCBI's taxonomy places the organism in Eukaryota, Metazoa, Arthropoda, Insecta, Diptera, Calliphoridae.